Oryzias latipes (Japanese medaka) is the source of this 1383-nucleotide messenger RNA. NCBI's taxonomy places the organism in Eukaryota, Metazoa, Chordata, Actinopteri, Beloniformes, Adrianichthyidae. The record is from RefSeq and is a predicted model, not a curated record.
AUGCCCUUCGUCGUAUGUGUCUCUAAAUACCUCUUUUCUUUACCUUUAGCACCAAGCAAGCUGAGGAUCACUCUGCUGGGGAAAACUGAAGCUGGGAAAAGCAGUCUGGGAAACACCAUAUUAGGAAAUGAUGCGUUCCCAGUCUGUCAUUUCACUAGGUCUGAGCCCAAUAUCUGUGAAGUGCGGUCUGGGCUUGUUCACGGAAGAACCCUCACUGUGGUGGACACUCCAGGCUUCUUCUGCCCAGAGAGCUCUGAGCAGGAGCUGAAGCAGGAGAUCCUGAGGUGUACCACAAGGUGCCCUCCUGGGCCCCAUGCCUUUCUGCUCGUAUUCAAACUAGAGAAAUUCACAGAGCAGGAGGAAGAGGUCAUAACAAAGAUAGAGGAGUAUUUCUCGGCAGAGGUUUUCAAGUUCUGUGUCAUUGUUUUUACGCAUGGCGACCAGUUACCUGAAGACACAAGGAUCGAGACAUUCAUCUCCCAAAACACACGCCUGAGCAGUCUGCUGGAGAAGUGCGGUGGACGCUGUCAUGUGGUCGACAACAAAUACUGGAUCCAGAACCAGCAGGAUGAAUACAGGAACAACCAGAAGCAGGUGGAAGGACUGCUCCAAACUAUUGAGGAGGUUGUGAGACAAGCUGGAGGAGGAUGCUACACCAUAGAGAUGCUGAACACCGGGCAGAGAAAACCAAACCCACAAGGGAUCAGAUUAUUUGAUUAUAUAAUCAAAUACACAAGGAGACACCCAAUAAGAGUGUUACUUGGUGUUAUCAUGGUCAUAGCGAUGAUCUUUAAAUACAGACAGAGGUUUUUGACAGAUCGCACAGAAUCAUGAACUAAACAGAAGUUAUUUUCUCCAGAUUCAUUAAAUACUUUCAUUAAGUAAAUACUGAUGAAGAAAUGGAUCAUUUGAAUUUAUGACUGCUUCCCUGCUUAGUCUGGGUCGAUCUGUCUGUUAGCAACUUGUCUCUAAAACAGGGAUAGGCAACUUUAAUGGUUGGGAGGGCCACAGUUUUUCUUCAUCACUGCCAGAGGGUUGCAUCGGAUUGCACACUUCCAUAAAUCAGAUAGGAAAAAGGCUUUUUAGUUCAGAUCAAAAUAUUUAAAUUCAUUAAUUUGGUUUAUUGAACCAACAUAGGACAUCGUAACCUCAAUUAUUUCAUGCUCAAAUGUAUUUCAAAAGGACUGAAGGAAACAAAAAUAAACACAUUCCUGAAUUUUUCUUCAGUGGAAAGACUCUUGUGAAUCAAAACCAUAGUGGCACAAAUUUGUUAAACAGCACUAAAACAUUAACCCUUGUGCUAUCGUAGGCACUUUAACAUUGGGAGUUGGGUCAUCUAGACCCACUAGACAGUGCUCUGAACCUUUUUUCUUCAAUGAUUUG